GAAACAACAACGAAACAUAGGUGAAACUAAAACUUUACAUUGGAAGAAGGAGGGGAUUUCCUCGCUUUUUUUUUGCUACAUAAACGGUAUUGAGCAAUAACGAGUUCACAGUACAGGUAAAGUUGGGGGAACAUGUCGGCUUCACAAGACUUGGUUCAGCAGAACACACAGUGUGUGAAAAGUACAACUGAGAUUUUUGAGUCAAAUUUGUUGUUCGAGCUGCUUUUGUCUCAAAAGGAAGCUGCCCGUUUUCUAGAGCUUGCAUACCUUGCACUUCGUGAUGAUCCAGAAAUAGCAAGACAGGUACGCAAUACAGCUAAUGAUUGUCAAAACCAGCAUUUAAAGACCCAUGGUCUUGUGAGAGAAUAUGAAGGAACAGCGAUACACGUGGUUAAAACAAUGCUUCCAAUUAUAGAACUUGGAAUAAAGAAAAAGAAAGAAAUGCUAGUCAUGAAAGGUUUGGACAAAGUGUUGACUUACGUGGAUGACAUGGUCAAGAAAACCAAGGAUACAAUACAAGAAUACUAUAACAUAAAGACCGCCGUGAAUAAUGAGAUAUCGAAUAUUGACCAGAAAAACAAAGAUAUUAAAACCAGAAAAAGUACAAUUUCAUCUGAAAUGCAGCAGAAAAGACUCAAAUUAGAAUCGGAGAAAAAGGACGUGACUAAUCUUGAGGCAAAGAAUAAAGAAAAAGAAAAAGAACUUCAGAAACUUAAAUCAAAACGGUUGAAAUUUAUAGGAGACUCAGUUCAAACUUAUGGACUUAUGGACUCUUUCAAGGAAUUUUUUACAGCUGGAAUGGCAACAGUUGGUGGUUAUUUUGGAGGCGCUGAAACCGGGAAAAUGAUUUUUGAUGGUGUAAGGACUGCUACUACUACAAGAAAGGACCAGGCGAGCCAACAAGCCCUAAACGCUAGUGCAGAAACCAAACGUGAUAUAGAUGUGGAACAACAGAGAAUUGAAGAAAAUGAGAGGCGGAUGGCAAGAAUGAAAGAAGAAGCUAUAGAAGGUCUUGCAGCUAUGGAAAGAUUAGCCCUUGAAAACGCGGAUCUUAUGAAUGAGGAAAGUCUUAAAAUGGCUGGAACAGAAAUAGGGAACGUUGCACAGCUAUUUGGAAAGAUUUUACUGUUCUGGGAGGAUUUUUCAGCAAAAUUAACAACACUGAAAAACGCACAUGACGGAGUCAAACUUUUCAUAGAGUUUGUAAAUGACCCUGAUCUAGCCGAAGAUAUUGACGACUCAGUACUACAAGUGAAAAAAGUGUGGAAUUCAUUUGGGAUUAUGUGUAGUUACUACGUUGACGAGAGCGUGAAACAACUCCCUGAGCUAUAUGCUUUCAUGGGUGCGCCUGUGGAUCAAAGCUCUGUGAAAGAAUGUGAUGAAAGAAAAAAAGCACUCCUUGCGGCCCAUAGAGCUGAUAUAAGGGCGCUUGAAAAGAAAAUCAUAUAGUCCUAAAAUGCCGUUGGAUAGAAUGAUAUCCGCAUUGUAAAUAACAUGAACUUUUAUUUUCUCGUCAUUAUCUAAAACAAAGUGAUGUAUCGUUUGCAAAAGCAAGUUUGCCUUAAAAAACUGUCCGAUGUUAUGUAAAACUGAUAUUGUAAUAUAGGCACAAUGAGUUAUUGAGAAACUUUAUAAAUAUAGUGAAUAAGCAACAUCUAUAUGACAUGGAAACUUAAAUGAAACAUUCUUCUACACUUUAUAAGUCAUACGUGUUUGUUAUGUGGAAUCAAGUAUAAAACCAUGUCAUUAAAGGUUACAGGCAAUAACAAUUGUCAUGAAAUCAAAUUCUAAUGGCUUUAAGCGAAAUUUAAUUUGUUCUAGCAUAAUUGUACUUACUGACAUACAUUCAUUAUUAUAGUACCAAAUAAACUACGAGUUUUCAUGUAUUUAUCUUGUUUGUAUACUUAGAUGUAUUUAGUUUCUUUGUGUGCUGACUUUUAAAUUUAAAUUGUAUAAUUAUGCUACUUAGAUGUAAAUAUAGAUGUAAAUAUAUAAAUAUAUGUUUA
Messenger RNA from Ruditapes philippinarum (Manila clam), 2006 nucleotides. RefSeq lists its product as uncharacterized. Lineage: Eukaryota; Metazoa; Mollusca; Bivalvia; Venerida; Veneridae. The record is from RefSeq and is a predicted model, not a curated record. The transcript is spliced from 9 exons. The coding region runs from base 133 to 1449 and encodes 438 amino acids.